CUUUUUUGUAACUUCUCCUUCUCUCUCUCUCUCUCUCUCUCUCAAACACCCAAUUCUCUUAGCUCUUCUCAUCCUCUCCAUUGGAUAACAACCACAUACACUUAUAACUAUUAUACCUAAUUCUCUACUCUAUCAAACUGUUUGAUUUCUCUUCCUUCAUCCUUUAUAGAAAAUGUGUUUUCUUCAUUGGCCCCUUUGUUAGUUCUCUCUCUUUCAUAUUUUGUCUCUUUUUCCCAUUUAUUUUUUCUAAAAAAGAUUUUUUCUUAUUUUUUCUAAAAAAGAUUUUUUCUUUUUUGUAAAAGCAUAUAUAUAGCUCCAUGUCACACUACAUAUGUUUGUGUGUGCUAAACCACCUUAGCAAGCUGCUCUAAGCCUUGGGCACCUUGGUGAUCAAUUUGCUCCGCGAUUUAUUGGCCAUACUUAGCUGCUAUACAUCCGUCCUUCCUGAUGCAACAGGUCAUCCUACUAUAGCCCGCUGCAUCCAUGUGAAUAACGUUGAUCCGGUAAAUCGCUAUCUCCAUCUUCCCACUGAAGCGGGCCAGCCAUCUUAUUGACGUGACCGGCGCUUACCAUCACCAACUGCUUACACGCGGAUAACAGUGAUCUGGUGUGAUUAAAGGCACCCAAAGCUGUAUAUUAUCGACGCAACGACAUCCCAUUGCCACCAAUCGGAUCCACGCGGACAUUGGUGACAGUACAGCUGGUGAUCCAAUUCGGGCGCGGCGCCAGGCGUUCAUCAAUGUGUUUUUUUUGAGAUUUAAUAAAUUGGCGAUCGCCUUGAUAUCUUCGCAUUAUCUUCCAUCAAUGGCCUACCCACUGAAUUCAGAAGCUGAGAGUAGUACUAAUUCAAUCUCAGCAUCAUCUCCGUCAUCAUCGUCAUCGUCAUCCUCGGCCUUGUCGCAACAAACCUUGCUUAGUGAUGGGGUGAAGGAGCCCAAGCCACUUGACCCAGAAUCGAAAAAGAGCAAGAGAAUUCGGGACUGCAGUAGGCACCCAGUCUACCGGGGCGUCCGCAUGCGCAACUGGGGAAAGUGGGUGUCGGAGAUCCGUGAGCCCCGCAAGAAGUCGAGGAUCUGGCUUGGGACGUUCCUGACCCCUGAGAUGGCAGCUCGGGCUCACGACGCUGCUGCCCUGAGCAUCAAGGGGAAUUCUGCGAUACUCAAUUUCCCUGAGCUCGCAGAAUUCCUGCCACGGCCUGCAUCACUCUCACCCCGUGACGUGCAAGCUGCGGCCGCCAAGGCAGCAGUGAUGGAGAAGUUCUCGUCACAGCCAGCUGACUCAGCCCAGCCAGAUGAGCUGGGCGAGAUCGUGGAGCUCCCACGGCUCAGCCCAAGCUAUGAGUCGCCGGAGUCAUCGCCGAACGACUUUGUCUUCACGGACCCGCCCGACAAUUGGCUCUUUGGGCCGUCACUGUGGAUGGAUAGCAUGAGUGAUGACAGGUUCUUUUCUGAUCAGCCGUUGAUGCCGGAGUGUGAGGUUCCAACCAGCCUUAAUGCAUGUUUCUGGGAUUAUUAAUGGUGUUUUGGCCCUUUUAAUUUUUGAUUAGGGGCUAAGAGUCAUUGGUAAUUCUUUUUUGCUUUUUCUUUUUCUUUAUUUCUUUUCUUUUCUUUCUUUCCUGCUCUUUUUUUUUUUUUUUUGGUUUAGUGUUCUUUGGCUGGUGAUGUACCUCUUUAGGACUCAACUGUAUAGUGUCAAGAAAAGAAAGAGGGAAAGAUAAGUUCUUGUUUGUACUCUCUCUCUCUCUCUCUCUCUCUCUCUCUCUCAAAUUCAGUAAAUUCUCUUCAGAUGCUC
Molecule: messenger RNA, 1791 nt
Organism: Magnolia sinica
Lineage: Eukaryota; Viridiplantae; Streptophyta; Magnoliopsida; Magnoliales; Magnoliaceae
Product: ethylene-responsive transcription factor TINY-like
Exons: 1
Coding region: 805-1515 (236 amino acids)
Biological process (GO): regulation of DNA-templated transcription
Molecular function (GO): DNA-binding transcription factor activity; DNA binding
Source: RefSeq, a predicted model, not a curated record